AUGGUUUGGAUGGGAGAAGCAGAGGCUCUCUGCCUUGUCAGGGAAAGGACAUCAGUACCUGUUCCUAAAGUAUUCAACGCCUACGCUAUUGGCGAUGUUGGGUUCCUUGUGAUGGAAAAAGUUCCGGGGAUUCCUCUGGAAGAAUGCUGGGAAUGUUUAACAGAAGGUGCCAGAAAAUUGAUUGAAUGGCGCCAGAUUGAAGGGCCACUGUUUGGACCUGUUGAUGGCGGUCCAUGCGAAGAUGUCCUCUUUAAGCACUCGUGGGACGCAGCAAAGUCCCGUCAAUAUGGACCAUUUUCGACAAGAAAGGAAUUCAACCAAGGGGUCGUGGAGGCUCUCCGCAACGCCAGACCUUAUGGAAAGCUCACCAAGAGGGAUGAGCCUCUGGCGGAGAGAAUUCUUGCAUCUGAUAGCCAGGAUGAGAGGAAGGUGCUCACACAUGGCGAUUUGCACCAAAGCAAUAUCAUGGUAAAGGAUAAUGUCAUCACCGGAAUCAUUGACUGGGGCGCAGCCGGCUAUAGUAUAUCAGCAAGAGAAUACUUUUGCUUGCGGUGGCAAGCGUUGGAUCUGGAUUGGAGAGAACUUAUAUCUACUAUGCUCGACGGCGACGAGUAUGAGUUUUGGGCUGAGGUGAAUCAAUCCAUGGUGGAUUAUACUGGAAUUUGA
Messenger RNA from Aspergillus fischeri NRRL 181, 666 nucleotides. RefSeq lists its product as uncharacterized. Bases 1 to 666 code for a protein of 221 amino acids. Lineage: Eukaryota; Fungi; Ascomycota; Eurotiomycetes; Eurotiales; Aspergillaceae. The transcript is spliced from 2 exons. The record is from RefSeq and is a predicted model, not a curated record.